AUGAGCCUUGAACCGAGUGGCCUCCCAAGAUCCUCUUCGCCAGCCAGCUCCGAAGCAUCUCUACCGAAACCUCCAACCCGCGCAUAUGAAGAUGCAGAUGGCUUGAAGAAGGACAAAAGCUACCGUCGCUACGCUGCGAAUGUCGACCGCGCCCUGUCUCUGUUCGAUACUGCGCUCCAAGAAUGGGCAGACUACAUCUCGUUCCUCAGCCGCCUUUUAAAGGCACUCCAAACACAUCCACCGUCACUCUAUCUUGUACCGAAUAAGCUGCUUGUUGCAAAGAGGCUUGCACAAUGCCUGAAUCCGUCACUCCCAUCCGGUGUCCACCAGAAGGCUUUGGAGGUAUAUGGAUUUAUUUUCGGGCUUCUUAAAUCCGAUGGCCUGGCUCGGGACCUGGCCAUAUAUCUUCCCGGAAUUGCUCCCACCUUGUCGUUUGCCUCUCUUUCGGUCCGGCCGUUAUUUCUAUCACUUAUUGAAAAUCAUAUUCUACAGCUUAACCCCACAGCUCUACGUUCAGCCAUUAAAUCGAUCAUCCUAGCCCUUCUUCCCGGACUUGAGGAUGAGACGAGUGAGGACUUUGAAGAAACACUUAAGUUGGUUGAUAAGCUUCGCGAGGUAUCAAGUACCACCACUGGUGAUGACUCUGGCGCGGCGGCUGGCAGCCAGUACUUCUGGCAGUGCUUGUUCCUUGCAUCUAUUACGAACCCAUCUCGACGGGUAGGAGCUCUCGCAUAUCUAAACCGCUACUUACCAAAGCUUGCGGGUAGGGUACAAUCAGAUGAUAUCCCUAAAAGAGGUGACGGUUCUGAGGAUGGUGGGAAUAAGGCCCAUGAUUUGCCUAGUGCUAUAGAGAGUGUUACGUCCCCAGAGCCAGGGCUUCUCAUUCGAUGUUUUGCAACUGGGUUGGCGGAUGAGCAAGUUCUUAUACAGCGGAACUUUUUGGACCUCCUUGUCACCCACCUCCCGCUACAUUCUUCCGUUCUACAACAGCGGAUUACUUCUGGGGAUCUGGAGCUUCUUGUUGGUGCUGCCGCCGGAGUUGUCAUCCGGAGAGAUAUGAGUCUCAAUCGUCGCCUGUGGGCAUGGCUCUUGGGACCUGAUUUUGAAAAGUCUUCACAUACAAGUGAUGCAGGAGCCGACGCCUCAGUAUCUGCCAGCCCUGCUGCCAUGGCUACUUUUGAUAACGAUGGCUCAAAGUCACAUUACUUCGAGCAAUUCGGUCUAAAGCCGCUUGUCAGUAGUGUCAAAUCUAUGCUUGCAAAAAAUUCUUCCAAUCCAAACGAACGAGCUAAGCCGUACCGCAUAUCUCUAUCACUUAUGGAUCGAUGGGAGGUUGGUGGAUUGGUAGUUCCGGAAGUUUUCCUCCCUGUCAUCCGCAGCACCCAGAGAUACAAGCAUAUCGCGAAGUCAAAGACUAGUUUUGAUGAAGUGUUCCGAAGUGCCAGUGCUUUCUUUGAUGGCGUUGAAAGUAACUUGAUAUUUUCGGAGCUCAUUGGCCUUGUUCUCUCGCCUCGUUCAACCACAUCACGGCCGAAUCGUAUGAUUGAUGAUUUGCGUCUAGCCACUUUUAUGCUGUCUCACUUCAAUAUGAAAGAAGAGGAGAUGCUAACUACACAUAUACCCUUGCUGAUCUUAUCAUUACUUCUUAAAACGAAAUCACUAUCCACAUCCAGUGCUUGGAACGAACCGGGCUACUCUAGUGUAGCAAACGCUGCUCUUGAUGAAAUAGGGUCAACCGCCAGUUUACUCGUCCGCCUUGUCCCAGAAAGAGCAUUCACCUCACAACCAGAUAAAACUCAGGAUAUAGACGUGGAUAAUUCCACGUCUCCCGUGAGCCACGAGCAAGUAACGAAAGCUGUCUUGAAUUUUUAUUCUCGAAGCAAGGAUUCGCUGCGACUCCCGGAACCCCCUUUUUCACCCACUGAAGUGGCAGCUAUCAUUCUCCGUGAAGCUCAAUCUCUGGUUCUGUUUUCUUUAGAGUCGGAUACUCAAGCUGUAUUUCUCAGGGAAAGGAUAAAUCUGUUUGUUGCUCUACUCAGUAAAAUGCAAAGGACAGAGCUUCCGGAGCCAGGAACACUCUAUGAUGCCAUCGAGGAAAAGAUUACCACUGCAAAUUAUGACCAUAGCGUUCUCCCUAUGCCUGUCAUUAAUUCAGUUGUAUUUGCCAUUACGUCCUUAUAUUCCAUCAAAAAGGCUAGUCAUUAUGUUAGCUACGAGCAAAUUGCCGAUCUGAUUCCAGUCCUGGUCCAGCACCUGUGGGAUUUCUUAGAGCCGGCAAACUUACGUUUCCACGUUGAAGCUGCAGCAUGCUUAUGGCUUUUACACUCUGUUAGUUGGAGAGACCAUCUCGUCGAAGCCGCUAUAACGUCGGUCAUGAUAUCUUCCUCGACUUCGUCACAUCAAGCUCCUCUUGAUCAAGCCGAGAAGUUCUUUGUGUUGUGGAAUCAUAGUCAUCAUUCCAACACCGAUUCUUUCGCAUUGCGUAUACCCAGUGAUGAUGGCCCAAAUAUAAAAAUGACAUACCGCGCAAACCUACUCAGUCAACCACUAUUUAACGUUCUUAGCCUUCUCUCGUCCGGCCUGGAAGGCACAUCUUUCGCAGUCAGAGACUGGCUUCGUGAUCUACCAUCCACAUAUGAGCUAUUUCGUGUCAUUUUGCUAAAGUUCCGCGACUUUCACCUUCUGCAAGAAAAAUCGACGGAAGAAACAAGUGAAUUUAGGGAAACCAUGAUACUCAACCAUGUCAACCAGUGCGUUUAUAUGCUUCAGCUAGUGCGAAACGUAUUAUCUGUGCUUACUCCAGCUGGAUGGUCGUUGAUAUUAUCAAAUACGGCUAAUCAGCCGCCACGAACUAAAUCCGUACCAUUUGACGUAGAAGAAAACAAAGGAGAAGUCACUAUUCAGACGGAGAUUUCACAGAUAUGCUUCCAUGCACUCCAUGGCGUUCAUCAUGUGCCAGAGAGCCUCCACCCCCAACAAGGCCAGAUAAGAAAAGAAGCAUUGUCACUACUGCGCCUGUUGCUCUCAAGUCCAGGAGCAGAAAAGCUGCUUUCUUUAGAUAUAGACGCCUACCUUCUAGAUCAUCUAUCACUAGCCUUAGAUGAGGGGAAAGUAGAGCAUCAGUCUUCCAUAAUUGAUGCUCUAAUCCCGGUUCUUAAAAUGCGGUACGCGCAGCAUCUAGGGCUUUCAGGCGCUACAUCUAAUAGGCAUCAGAGAAAAGGAUCUUUUGAUAUAUCCCGAAUGUCGUUUAGUGCUGAGAGACCUGACAAAGGCCAGGAGAACCAGAUUUUACCCCAACCUCCUUCUAAGCUCUUAGAUUGCCUUCUUAAAGGCAUCAGCUCGAAGCUGUCUCGACCCAUUAUCGACAAAUGGGUGAAUUUCCUUGCAGAGUGCCUGCCUCUAUACUACAAGUCCAUUUUUAAGGUCCUCUUGACACUCGCGGAGCGCUUUUGCAAGGAAAUAAGCACUUCGUUCAACGAUCUUCAAGCCAUGUUCCAAAAAGUAUCUGUGGCAUUGCCUAACUGUUCGCCUGAGCACACCACUAUAGCAUUAUUGAGCGGCUUAGAGACUUGCAUUGCAACUGCCCAUGACCGUCUCCAAGCCGAAGAGGUGAACACUGCUGCAGUAAAAUCACCAGAUCAACCUCAAGGAUUCUUUGGCAGCAUGUUUGCAUCCGAGGGGACCCAAACCCAACCCACGAGUGGUAAUAACACUAGACUUACAGUCCUUCUGUGUUUUCAGGAUGCUGUGCAGUUAUGCUAUUCAAUCUGGGCAUGGGGGGCUAGUGGGCGAGGAAAAUCUUCUCGGGAUCACGAUUCUGUCGCCUCCUUUCAGUAUACCUCAUUAAGAAUGAGGAAUAGGGCUAGAAGAAUACUGGAACAUUUGUUCGCAGCCGAGGCCCUCGAGUGCCUUGAAACAUUAAUCAAACUAUGGCGUACGUCAAUAGCUUUGGAUGAACCAGCCAAAAGCAGGGCAAUAUUUAGUCUAUUGCAUACUCUGGACGGAUCAAAACCCAAGGUCACGAUUCCCGCCAUUUUCAAUGCUAUAUAUAGCCGAACCAGCCCAGCUGCUCUGGAACCAAGCCGUAAAUCGUCAAUGUCUUCGGAACUAACAGAAACCGACCUUGCAGCUUUCCUGGUCAUGUAUGCAAAGUCACUGGACGAUGACUUUUUAGAUGACAUCUGGGGUGACUGUAUUACCUUUUUGAAAGACGUUCUCACAAAUCCAUUUCCACAUCGCCAGAUUCUGCCCCGUUUACUCGAGUUCGCUGUAGUGCUUGGGGGCAAGAUGGAAAACACCACAUUUGGGGAUGAUCGAAGAACUAGAAGGGAGCUAGGGGACUUGAUAUUGCGACUUCUACCGGCCAUCUUCACCAGCAAACCAUUAUCUGGGACCCAUGAAUCAUCAGCUCCUCGAAACCAGGAGUCGGACCAAUCAAGCUCGCCCUCCCUUCUACAACGUAUUGGACCAGACGAUGUCAUUGGAAUCCUGUCUGUUAGCCUUCCAGCGCUGACAGCUACUCUAGACGAGUCAGAUAGGGUAUCAAACGCAUUGUCCAGCAUAUCGACGAACAUCAUAUCUCCUACAUUCCAUUCACGCCUGUUCCCAUCUAAUGUGGAUAAAAACACUCUAGACCUCCUACAGCAAAUCUCCAAGGUCCAAGGAGCAGCCAAGAUCUGGAAGAAGGACGUGAGCGAUGCAUUCAACGACAGCAAGUUUUUUGGUUUCAAACUUGGCUUGGUGAAAAGCCAUUGGAUACGGCUAUUCCGUCAAUGGGCCCUGACGGAUACAGAACGCCUUACUGAAGUGCUCUCUCGCCUCACAUCCCCAACGUCUGCAGGCAUAAUGUUUGGAGUUGGUGCAAGCGCUGCUCGCUUGGAAGCGGAUCGUAAAGCACAGCUGAACCUCCGUCGAAUUGCAUUAUUGAUAAUUGCAUCUGACGAGGAUCAUUUCAGCGCUGAGUUAUCAGAACUCCAGCAAAAGUUGGAGGACCUCCUUGCAGCUACUCAUGUAUCUUCACCAUCAUCUGUGACAAGGGCAGAAAUAUACAUGGUCCUUAGAGCCUUAGUUCUCAAGACAGGGUCCACAAGCAUUGCUCCGUAUUGGCCUAUGAUCAGUACGGAGCUUCAAGAUGCGAUUUCCGCCAUCUCUCGGGAACAGGAGAACGAGACAUAUAACCCUUAUUCACUUCUUCAAGCCUCCAAGCUUCUAGAAACACUGCUUCUGGUUUCUCCGGAUGAUUUCCAGUUACAGGAAUGGCUCUUCGUCACGGAUACCAUAGACGUAGUAUAUCCACCAAAUCGUUGGGAAUCAGCGGCCCUUGCUGACUCUCUCUCCCGUUCGCUUGGGAAGAGCAAAAGCCCCCAUAGCCAGCAUUCAACUUCAGUUCAAGACACCGCUGGAUAUGAUGGCGGCGGUGAUGAGGAAAGCGCUGGUACAGAAUCUAGCAAGAAAGAUGGAUUCAAGAAAGCUUGGCUGAACUCGGAUAUCAGCAGGGAAACAGCCAAGGAUGAGAUUAUAGAGAAGUUGUUACGGCCCUUCUUUGACCGGUUGAGUAUACAUUCUUUUGAGACCAUGUAUAGUAUGGGUGUUCCAGACAUUACGGCCUGCACAGAUGAUCUUCUCGCUGAUUUGUUCAACGAGUUCACCAUAGUUAGUUAA
Molecule: messenger RNA, 5661 nt
Organism: Nannizzia gypsea CBS 118893
Lineage: Eukaryota; Fungi; Ascomycota; Eurotiomycetes; Onygenales; Arthrodermataceae
Exons: 7
Coding region: 1-5661 (1886 amino acids)
Biological process (GO): Golgi to endosome transport
Cellular component (GO): endosome; trans-Golgi network
Source: RefSeq, a predicted model, not a curated record